UGCGUGGGAGUCACACUUUGUCUAGUGUUCACAGUUAAAGUAAAAAACUGCCGCUGCGGCGUAACCCCUCUCCCAAUCAAAACCGCAAACCCUCUCUCUCCUCCCUAUCGCAUUCCCUCCCAUGGCGGACUCUGAAAACCUAAACCCUAAAGUCGACCCCGAACAACAACCCCCCUCCAAUCUCAACCAAAACGGACACCACGACGCCGACCCGGAGGAACCCGAUGACGACGAAUUCGAAGAAGAAGAAGAAGAAGACGACGACGACGACGACGAGGAGCCGCCGCCGCCGCUGCAGCGAAAGCCGUCCUCGGAGGAGUCACUGCGUUCGUCGAAGGCCAAGCUGGAGGGCCUGGUCCGUCGGAUGGAGACGGAGAAAGUCGAUCUGAGGGUGCACGAUGUUGUGAUCAGAGGGAACACCAAGACCAAGGAGUAUCUGAUCGAGGCCGAGCUCGAGGGGAUUAGGAAGGCCACGACUAUGCAGGAGCUUCUCGAGGCCUCGGCUAAGGCCAAUGCCAAGCUUAAAGAGCUCGAUAUCUUCGAUUCCGUUCGGAUCACGCUUGAUUCCGGCCCGCCGGAGCUGCCGCGAACCGCCAACGUCCUCGUCGACGUCGUCGAGACUGAGAGUUUGAUUACUGGUGAACUCGGUUGUUACACUAAGCCGGCGGCUAGAUCUUGGACAGCUGAGGGUUCACUCAAGUUUAAAAAUUUGUUUGGAUAUGGGGAUAUGUGGGAUGGUUCUUUGGCAUAUGGUCCCAGCCAAACAUCGGAAAUAAGUGCUGGUGUGCUUUUACCCCGGUUCAAAGGAUUUGUAACUCCUGUGACAGCACGUGUAUUCCUCCUUUCCCAAGAUUGGCUGGAGUUAUCCUCUUAUAAAGAGCGAAUGGCUGGGCUCUCGCUUAGCUUAUUUUCAACCAGGCAUCAUGAUGUUGAAUACAACCUUGGUUGGCGUACACUUACAGAUCCAUCACAAAUGGCCUCCAAGUCAAUUAGAAGGCAGCUUGGCCAUGGCUUACUUUCAUCCAUAAAGUACACAUUUACACUUGAUAGGAGAAAUUCAUAUUUGAGGCCAACUCGAGGCUAUUCUUUUGUUUCUUCUAGUCAUGUUGGUGGCCUUUCCCCUGAUAGUCGGAGUGUCCGGUUUUUGCGCCAGGAGCUUGAUCUUCGUUAUGCAGUCCCAUUUGGAUUUUAUCAUGCUGCACUCAACUUUGGGGUCUCUGGGGGAGUGGUCUUUCCUUGGGGGAGUGGGUUUUUGAACAAGCCCUCAUCUCUUCCAGAGCGGUUCUUCUUAGGUGGUGAUUUCUCUCCUGUUUGCACUCCUGGGGGCCCUGCAACAGUGUGGGGAUUUAAAACAAGAGCACUAGGCCCUACUGAACCAAGAAGGCAUGUCAGAGAUAAUUCUAAUGAUGAGAAUUCAGAAUCCUCUGGAAGGGAUUUUGUUGGAGGAGAUCUUGCUCUUUCUGCAUUUGCAGACAUUUCAUUUGACCUUCCAUUGCGCUGGUUAAGAGAACGCGGAGUUCAUGGACAUGUUUUUGCGGGUGCGGGGAAUGUAGCAAAACUGUCGGAGAACGAGUUCCGAAAAUUUUCCUUGCAGAGGUUCUUUGAGUCAUUUCGAAGUUCAGUUGGAGCUGGGAUUGUCAUCCCGACAAAAUUAUUUCGCCUUGAGUGCAACUACUACUAUAUCCUGAAGCAAUUUGAGCAUGAUGGCGGAAAGACUGGCUUUCGGUUUAGCAUCUCAGCUCCAUCAUUAUAGGAAUUGUUUUUCCUUCUGAUGUUUGAUGUUCGGUGAAUUUGAGGUGACCCCGGAAACAUGCCAUUUCGAUUUUCUGGUGCUUUGAGUUUUUUUCUUACGGGAUGGACAACUCCACUAUUGGUUAUAAUCUUAGCUUAGACAUUGCUACAUUUUCUUGUAAUUUCAACCUUUGACUAAAAUUUCGGGAAAGCCUGAUGCUUUGUGAGUUUCUGAUCCCCAUAGAGGAAAAUAACAUGAGAUUCAAGUGCUGGAAUACAUAUGGCUGCUUUUGGUAAAGUGUGUCAAAAGGUUCUGGAAGACCAUCAUGCUUUAUA
Rosa chinensis is the source of this 2067-nucleotide messenger RNA. RefSeq names its product sorting and assembly machinery component 50 homolog B. The record is from RefSeq and is a predicted model, not a curated record. The transcript has 4 exons. Gene Ontology annotation, biological process: protein insertion into mitochondrial outer membrane. Bases 122 to 1753 code for a protein of 543 amino acids. Lineage: Eukaryota; Viridiplantae; Streptophyta; Magnoliopsida; Rosales; Rosaceae. Gene Ontology annotation, cellular component: outer membrane; SAM complex.